Gekko japonicus is the source of this 1293-nucleotide messenger RNA. Its product is annotated as programmed cell death protein 4-like. Bases 1 to 1257 code for a protein of 418 amino acids. The record is from RefSeq and is a predicted model, not a curated record. The transcript is spliced from 10 exons. Gene Ontology annotation, biological process: negative regulation of DNA-templated transcription. Gene Ontology annotation, cellular component: cytosol; nucleus. Lineage: Eukaryota; Metazoa; Chordata; Lepidosauria; Squamata; Gekkonidae.
AUGUCGCUGACGGCGUUCCAGCCACAUGUUUACCAACAAGGGGUCUUUCCAAUGAAACACGUGCAGUCCCGGCUGGAAAUGCUGGGCGACACGAUCUAUGCCACGGUGGUGCCUGAGAUGGAGGAGGGGGAGCUGAAGAAGAGCGUGCACCCCAUGGUGCUGGAGUACUUUGAGCAUGGAGACCCCCUGGAGGUGGUGGGCGACACGAUCUAUGCCACGGUGGUGCCUGAGAUGGAGGAGGGGGAGCUGAAGAAGAGCGUGCACCCCAUGGUGCUGGAGUACUUUGAGCAUGGAGACCCCCUGGAGGUGGUGGAGCUGCUUCGGGGCCUGAACCUGGGGGGCCACAAGGCAGCGGUGCCCUCCCUGGCCGUGGCGCUCUCUCUGGAGGGCAAGGCCAGCCACCGGGAGCUGACCUCGCGCCUGCUGUCGGACCUGGUGGGAAAGGUGCUGAGCCCCGCGGACAUGGCGGCGGCGUUCGACGGGAUGCUGCGUGACCUCCCCGACCUGAUUCUCGACACGCCGGAGGCCCCGCAGAUGCUGGGCCAGUUCAUCGCCCGGGCCGUGGCCGACCACGCCUUGCCACUUGACUUCCUCGAGCGCUACAAGGGGCGUGUCGACUGUGAGCACGCGCGGGCCGCCCUGGAUCGCGCCGCUGUCCUCCUGCGGAUCAAGCAAGACGUCAACCGCUUGGACAACGUCUGGGGCGUGGGGGGCGGCCAGAGACCUGUCAAGCACCUUAUCAAGGAGGGCUUCCAGCGGGUGUAUGAUGAGCUUGGAGACAUCAGCCUGGAUGUUCCUCUGGCGCACAACAUCCUGGAGCGCCUGGUGGACCUGUGCUUCGAGGAGGGGGUCAUCACCAAGCAGCUGAGGGACGCCUGCCCCGCCCGGUACGCUCCUGCCCCUUGGAUGCUCUCCUCCUCCUGGAGUGCUGGGCCAGGGAGCACGCUGGACGAGGCUGUGGUGAUGGUGCUGGAGUCCUCGGGCGAGAUGGCGGUUGCCAUGAUGAUGAAGCUGCUGAAGGUGCUGUGGGAGACGGGGCUGGUGACCCUGGACCAGAUGAACAGGGGCUUCCAGCGGGUGUAUGAUGAGCUUGGAGACAUCAGCCUGGAUGUUCCUCUGGCGCACAACAUCCUGGAGCGCCUGGUGGACCUGUGCUUCGAGGAGGGGGUCAUCACCAAGCAGCUGAGGGACGCCUGCCCCGCCCGGGGUCGGAAGCGCUUUGUCAGCGAAGGAGAUGGUGGACGAGUCAAGCAGUGAUUGGUUGCUGGCAGCCCUGACCUCUGGCCCCUCCCA